Molecule: messenger RNA, 2276 nt
Organism: Oncorhynchus tshawytscha (Chinook salmon)
Lineage: Eukaryota; Metazoa; Chordata; Actinopteri; Salmoniformes; Salmonidae
Product: fukutin-related protein
Exons: 2
Coding region: 484-2091 (535 amino acids)
Biological process (GO): protein O-linked glycosylation via mannose
Cellular component (GO): Golgi apparatus
Source: RefSeq, a predicted model, not a curated record
ACUACAGGGGGGGGGGGUCGUUUUUUCCCCUCCUCUCUCCCGUUACAGUAACCAGGGCCGUCGCUUCCUGCCAUAUUGUGAUCUCACGCAAGCUUCCUGUGGUCGUUUCCAAAACAGCAAAGCAAGGGUAUAACGUUACAGACCGCGGUGUUGAUAAUAAUCUAAAACUCCCAGUGUAUGAACACUUUUUUAGUUUAUUUGUCAGUAUAACAUUCAUAUUUUACACUGUCAGUAAGCGCUAUUGCACAGGUGGUGUCUCCGUGUUUGUGCUUGGCUCAGCCACCUUUCCACACAGCGAGCGAAUUCGAUGUAACGCUCCGCGCAUUAUGCUAUUCCAGCAGCUGGCCAUUACUCUUCCGAUGCACAUAGGCUGUAGCUCUUUACUGAUGGGGUCCUGAUGUUUAUGGACAGGCUUUCUGAAUAGAGAGCUCCAUCCUAUACCUUCUCCUUUCCCUGAGCCAGACGAGCGCAGCAAGAGGUGCCAUGCGGGUGAGUUUCUGCCAGGGCCUUCUGACUGGAGCCAUCGCUCUGAACCUGCUCAUCCUCUACUAUGUGUCCCAAGCCCAGCAGCAGAUGAUGGAGAAACGCCGGGACCCAGGAAGGGGCUCCAGGAAGGCUGCCUUACCUGCUACCGGGCUGGAGGGCGGCAUGGGGGGCCUGGUAGUGGUUGGCGCGGGGAUGGUUGGAGCUGGAGGUGUCGGGGGAGAGGGGAACAGCCACGGCCCUCGUGUGACUGUCCUCCUACGGGAGUUUGAGAAUUUUGAGAACUACGUCGGUGAUGUGGCACGCUCCUUCCUGCACCAGAGACCUGAGCUGCCCUUCCUGGCUGUGUCUGACACCCCGCCCUACCCCCCUCUGUCUCUCCCCGAGGGGGCCCGUCUCCUGGUGCUCUCCCCCAGCCCCGAGCAGCCUCCGCAGGCCCACCGGCCAGAGUUCCACGUUCAGACAGAGUUUGUGCUGCUGGUGCCUGACGGGGUGGAGCUGGAGCAGGGCCGAGCUGUGGAGAGGCUGAUCCGGGAGCUGGAGGGGGAGGGCGGGGGGCCCGUGAGGCUGGUGGCUUCCCCAGUGUUGGCACGCUCGACCGUUCAGUGCCUGCACCUGCGGGUCAGCCUUAGAGAGUGGACGGCCACCUAUUCCACAGCAGCGUCUGGGACCAGUGGUAGCGUGUGUACAGCCCUUCGGGGGGACGUGGUGGUCCUCAUCCGCUCCGAGGACCUCUUCAACCUGUCUGUCCCACUGGGGAGGCCCCUGCUGCCCUCACUCUUCAUCCAGACCUCCCUGCAUGGCUGGAAGGUCAAGCUCCUGGAGAGCCCCUGCUUCUCCCCCAGCCACCGGCCUCUCUUCAGCUCAGCCCACAACCAGUGGAAGGCCGACAGCCAUCUGAAGGAGGCCACUAGCCGGCUGAUGAGGAACUUUGGGCUGAAGCGUCUGCUACUGGCUGAUGGGAAGGAGCAGUGGCACGGCUGUGGGAAGGAGACGGAGCGUUGCUUCGGUACGGUCCGGGACGACACCCCUGAGUACCUGUACCUGGAGCGCUGGACACCUCCCUGCUGCCUGCGCGCCCUCCGCGAGACCACCAAGUAUGUGAUCAACAUCCUGGAGAGCUCCGGGGUGCGCUACUGGCUGGAAGGAGGCUCCCUGCUGGGGGCGGCCCGCCACCAGGACAUCAUCCCCUGGGACUAUGAUGUGGACCUGGGCAUCUACCUGGAGGACGUGCCCAACUGUGACUACCUGAAGAACCUGGACUCUGGUUCUCUGGUGGAUGCUAACGGCUAUGUGUGGGAGCGGGCAGUGGAGGGGGACUUCUAUCGGGUGCAAUACAGCGAGGCUAACCACCUCCAUGUGGACCUGUGGCCCUUCUACCCGCGGAACGGCGUCAUGACCAAAGACACGUGGAUGGAGCACAAGCAGGAUAUGGAGUUCCCCGAGCACUUCCUGCAGCCGCUGGUGCCGAUGCCUUUCGCCGGCGUCACCGCCUACGGCCCGAACAACCACCGCGCCUUCCUGGAGCUCAAGUUUGGGGAGGGGGUCAUCGAGAACCCCCAGUACCCCAACCCUGCCAAGAAGAGGCUGGAUAGGAGCAGGCUGUGAAGGAGGGGUGUGGCUGGGACCUUUGGAGCUUUCAUGUGGCCCAACAAAAGGACAACGAUUCGAGCCACAACCCAAAACAUAUACAGUUGAAGUCGGAAGUUUACAUACACCUUAGCCAAAUACAUUUAAACUCAGUUUUUCACAAUUCCUGACAUUUAAUCAGAGUAAAAAAUCCCUGUCUGAGG